AUGUUCUCCCGACAGGUGCUAUUCCGGCUGGCUGCCGGUUAUCUUUACUGUGCCACACGUACCUGCGGAAUACUGCCAUUUCGGUUUGAUGGCAAUCGAUUUUUCAACUGUGAAUUCCAGCUGCUCUGGUCCCUUUGCGCAGGAUCCAGCACCAUCGCUAGCGUGGUGUUUAGCUUCUACCGCAUAGUGACACUGAUCUCGUACCCAUCGUUGGACAUUGUCCGUCAGCUGAUUUACUGCGAGUUCAUCAUUCGCGUCGGGAUCAUCGCGUCGUGUUACGUGCUGACGUGGAUCUACAACCGGCAGUUUCUGGCACACUGUAACGUUAUCCUGCAGAAUCUGAGGAAGCUCGAGCGCUUCCAGUAUCUGCCGGAGGUCGACAGGAAGCUGGCCGUGUACGGUCUGCUAAAGGUCUUCACCGUGGACGUUAUGAUGAGUGUUCUAUUUGGGAUCAACUUUCGGUUCAAUGCAGAAAAUGAUCCGGUGCCGCUGUUCGAGCGUGUCGUAAACGUUUACGCUGUUUUCGUUGUGGCUCAGGUAUCCAAUGUGUGCCUAUUUAGUCUCUACAUAGGAGCCUAUCUGUAUCGUGCGGUUAACUGGCAAGUGAGGAAAAUCAUCAGCAGAUCCGGCGAGCUGGAGCAAAAUUGCGUUCAAAUUUGUGAAAAUCUGGACUCCUUAAGUAAAAUCCAUUACAGUACGACCCAUGCCAUACAGGGAAUCUGCGCCAUUUUUGGUAUCCCGCUUGGAUUGAUCAAUUUGAAUCAAUCCGUGGUGUUCAUUUCCAGAGUGUACUUUGUUUACGUUUCUUUAAGUCAACAAUUUAGGAGCGAAUUCAUCAUCAGCCCAAAUCGUUACUUCAACUCUAUCCUCUACCUUUGUUUUGAGCUGGUCCAUCUAGUGUGCCUGGUGUCGGCAUCGGAGCUGUCAGUUAGACGCGCUGAAAAGACUCUUCUCUAUCUGAAUGAGUUUUUUGAAACUGACGUUGAACCUGCUGUCGACAAAAAUAUUCAAACGUUCACCAUCGGAUUACUGCUGCGUGAUCAGUCGGUUUCCCUUUGUGGAUUGUACCGGCUGGAUUUUACACUGCUUUUUUCGAUAAUUGCCGCUAUCACCAACAAGCUUAUCGUACUCAUACAAUUGCAACUUGGAUAG
Messenger RNA from Sabethes cyaneus, 1152 nucleotides. RefSeq lists its product as uncharacterized. Gene Ontology annotation, cellular component: neuronal cell body; axon; dendrite. NCBI's taxonomy places the organism in Eukaryota, Metazoa, Arthropoda, Insecta, Diptera, Culicidae. The record is from RefSeq and is a predicted model, not a curated record. The transcript has 5 exons. Gene Ontology annotation, biological process: sensory perception of taste. The coding region runs from base 1 to 1152 and encodes 383 amino acids.